CAGUUCUGAAACGCCUGGCCGCCAAAACAGCAUCAGGAUGACACUGCAUUCUUUGGGUUUAUAUAUACGUGCUGUAUGACCUUUCAAGAACCACUGGGUCUGGAGACUGCAUACUGAGCGCAGGUCCAUCUCGCAGAGGAGUGAAAGCAACUGUCAUCAUGGUGUUAUCAAAGGUAUGGAAGCUAUCCCGACGUCCUGUGGGAAUGCCAACGAUUAAAGACUUCACUUUGGUUGAGGAGCAGGUACCGCCAUGUGGGGCAGGAGACGUAAUUGUACAGGCAGAAUGUCUUAGCGUUGAUCCAUACAUGAGGAAUAAGGCUAAGAUUUUACCUCUCGGUUCCACUAUGGAUGGCGGCCAAGUUGCACGCGUCAUCGAGAGCAAGAACGCCCAAUGGCCCGUCGGUUCUUUCAUGGUCACGCAAGCAGGAUGGCGCUGCACCACCCACUUAUCGCAGGAGAAGCUGCAGACGACGGACUUUUGGCAGAAAUCCCACCAGCUGCCUGACAUGAAAGGUCUACCCUUGAGUCUCGGCCUCGGAACUCUUGGGAUGCCCGGAAAUUCGGCUCUCUUCGGGCUGACGGAGAUCCUGCGUCCGGUGGCUGGCGAGACGGUGCUGGUGAGCGGUGCGGCGGGGGCGGUGGGGAGCGUCGUGGUGCAGAUAGCCAAGAUCAAAGGUUGCAAAGUCAUCGGCUUUGCAGGAGCAGACGAUAAGGUCGACUGGCUCAGGGAAAUCGGGGCCGAUCACGCCUUUAACUACAAGAAGGUCAGAGUAGGUGAGGCACUCCGUCAGGCUGCUCCGGAGAAGAUCAACUGUUAUUUCGACAAUGUCGGAGGAACAUUCACUGCGUCUGUAAUGCCCCACAUGGCCUUCGGCGGGCGAGUGGCAGUGUGUGGCGCCAUCUCCGGGUAUAACAAGGAGGAGGAGGAAGAGGGCGCUAUGACAGGUUGCUUUAAGGAUUCCGACGUUCUGUGGAAUUGUCUGCGCAUCCGAGGCUUCAUGUUUUUCGAAUUUGCUGACAGCUGGAUGGAAGGCUUGGAACAGCUGAGGGAUUGGGUCUUGGAGGGAAAACUGAAGUAUAAGGAGCACGUCGUUCAUGGCUUUGAGAAAAUGCCAGACACUUUUAUUGGUGCAUUGAAAGGAGACAACCGAGGAAAAGCUGUUAUAAUGCCAUAGAUUUUUUUUCUUUAACCACUGGCAUAUGAAUUCUUUAUCGAAAGAUGCAUAUGUCAGAGUUAGCUAGCUUUCUCUCUGUCUCUCUGUUUAUCUCUACAUAUAUAUGUAUAUAUAUAUAUAUAUAUAUAUAUAUAUAUAUAUAUAUAUAUAUAUAUAUAUAUGUAUAGAUAUCUAUCUUUCUAUCCAUAUAUAAUAUGUGUGUGUGUGUGUAUGUGUGUUGUGUGUGUGUGUGUGUGUUUGUGUGUGUUACUAUUUUCUUUGAAGUUACCGUCGGUAAUGUCAGUCUUUCUCUUCUCUUCCCUUCUCUUUUCUUUUCUUCUCUUCUCUUCUCUUCUCUUCUCUUCUCUUCUCUUCUCUCUCUCUCUCUCUCUUCUCUUCUUAUCACACAUAU
Messenger RNA from Penaeus indicus, 1566 nucleotides. RefSeq names its product prostaglandin reductase 1-like. The record is from RefSeq and is a predicted model, not a curated record. The coding region runs from base 159 to 1175 and encodes 338 amino acids. Gene Ontology annotation, molecular function: 15-oxoprostaglandin 13-reductase [NAD(P)+] activity. The transcript has 9 exons. Lineage: Eukaryota; Metazoa; Arthropoda; Malacostraca; Decapoda; Penaeidae. Gene Ontology annotation, biological process: prostaglandin metabolic process.